This is a messenger RNA of Alternaria infectoria, 1260 nucleotides long. RefSeq lists its product as uncharacterized. The record is from RefSeq and is a predicted model, not a curated record. Lineage: Eukaryota; Fungi; Ascomycota; Dothideomycetes; Pleosporales; Pleosporaceae. The coding region runs from base 1 to 1260 and encodes 419 amino acids. The transcript has a single exon.
AUGAGGGGCGCCAUCAUAGUGCCGAGUGGAGAGCUUGACGAUGACGAGAACAGUAUCUUUCAGCUCUAUAGAGUCCACUUCCCGUAUUGUGAUGCCAGACAUGCGUUAUGGAUUCGACGAGGGCCCAUACACGACAGUUCGGAGCUAGAACUUAGCGAACAUAUCUCCGACACCAGAUUGAACGAAACAAAGACGCAUUUCAAUCCCGAAUACUGGACUUCCGCUAGAGUCUGGUUGAGACACCACUACGGCGGACAAGGAGCCAGGCAAAAGGCGUUAGAGAAAUACCAGAAUCAAACAGGCAUACCUUUCCGGCUCAUGGAUCUGCCGAUAGAGAUCCGACUGAUGAUAUACGAGUUCUUGGUCGGAGAGCAGAUUUGGCCGCACUCUGACCCGGAACUUCAUGCCCAUGUCGAACAAAGCCACGAAGCCGCUGUGGCUAAAUUCAGUGCGAAAUCAUGGACUGAUGGGAUAAACACUGGGGUGUAUCCGAUCUCAUUCGCCAAAGUUCAGAGGAAGAAGCGUCACUUCAAGCGUGCGGAUCGUUCGGUCGAAAACGAGACAUCACCAGAAGAUUCGCAUGUCGGCCUUGGUCCUACUCGAGAUGUACAAGCAGCGGCGAUGAAUCUCAUGCGUGCCAAUCGGGAAGUCCGCCGAGAAGUCGCAAAAGCUGUAUGGGGUAAGUCUAUCAAGCGCUUCAACCGGCUGCGUGUUCUGAAUGACACCGUCUACUAUCUUCGCAGAUACUGCACGAGACAAGAGUUGCCAGGCCAUUCGUUCCCGCCUCGCGACCCUCUGGUACUACAGCGUGUAUCGCUAAGUCUCUCCAACGAGGAGUAUUUGCAUUUCGUCGGCUAUGAAUUUGACGAUCGUCGUAUCGUACGUCGCGAUGCUGAGGGCGGCUUGAAGAUGUUGGCAGGUAUACAUACCUUGCAACACUUGAACCUCCAGUUCCAGAUCUUCGAGCCGUCUCUUCAGCCGCUGCCUGGUGAGGGGGAUUAUUGGGAGUAUCGGACGGAUUGUUGGACACCUCUCGACGGUCUGACGUGCCAAAAGGAGCUUGUCAAUAUCAUCUUGACACUGGGCUACGACCUGCUGAAAAGGAUCGAGAAGGUUACCAUUUCUGGGCACGUGAAGCGAUCAGCCCAUGAGAAAUGGGAUCCUUUGUUGCGCGGCGAAGCCUACAUCAAGGCAUCUGGUAAGAAGGGCGACAUGGCAGCGGAUGUUGCAGAAAUUCUAGCUACACCCGAUUCGACAUAG